Messenger RNA from Eruca vesicaria subsp. sativa (arugula), 733 nucleotides. NCBI's taxonomy places the organism in Eukaryota, Viridiplantae, Streptophyta, Magnoliopsida, Brassicales, Brassicaceae. The record is from the annotation of a GenBank genome assembly.
GAUUUGCUGGAGAACUGAGCUGAUACUUCCCAGGAAUCUCCAUAUAAUUAAGAGUAUCAAAGCUUUACUGUCUAGUUUGGGGAUUCAGGCCUUGUAGGGAUUAGGAUUUGAAAAGAGGAGUUGGCUCAUGUGGAUAGGAUAAGUCAUUUGCCUGAAGCUCUACUCUAGAGAUUAUUGUCAAAACUGCCUACUACUAAAGAUACUUUGGCCACAAUGGUUUUGUCAAAACGAUGGGAGCGUCUUUGGAAAUCAGUGCCAAAACUUGUAUACCAUGAUAGCUAUCAGAAUAUUGAUAUUGUAAAGUUUUCCCUCUUUAUAGAAAGGUCUUUGGUUCUGCAUGAGGCACGAGUGGAAACUUUGCAUUUCAAACUUACUCAAAUGUCUCUAGAUGUCUCUCGCUGUUGAUAUCGGAGUAUGGAUUACCAUUGCUCUUAAGUGCCGCUAUGUGCGUGACCUGAGUAUCAAGAUCGACUGUUCUUCCAGUACAGUUCCAGUCAUACUUCAAAGGAGUUUAUAUACAAAAAGCUCUAGAAUGCUUGUUUCCUUGAAACUAAAGAGUGUAACUCUUAUGGAUGGUUCCUCUACCUCGCCUUCUUUCCUGGCCCUUAAAACUUCUGCCACCCAGGAUGCAUAUUUUGUUGGUACUGUCUUCCACCGUCUUGUACACUUGAGAAUGUGCACAUGUGAGACAGUAGUUGAAUCUACUUAUGUGUUUGCUAAACGAUUCACCUAA